This is a messenger RNA of Cygnus olor (mute swan), 3454 nucleotides long. It is a transcript of the gene STPG1, whose product is annotated as sperm tail PG-rich repeat containing 1. NCBI's taxonomy places the organism in Eukaryota, Metazoa, Chordata, Aves, Anseriformes, Anatidae. The record is from RefSeq and is a predicted model, not a curated record. The transcript is spliced from 8 exons.
AUGUCUGGCAGUAACAUCGACCCCGAUCCGAUGAAGUGUCGGUGGUUUUGUCACGAUACGGCGGUGACACUGUGCGGUUGGAGAACCCGGCUGGCUUCAACCCCUGCCUCGCGGCAGCUGCAGCGCAGCCAGGACGAGGCCUUUGAGCGCAGGCCUGUGCCUGCAGAACGUGGCGCCUCUCGGGUGGCACCAGGCCGCACAGCGCCCGAGUUCGGCCGGACCCAGCGCCCUUGGCCUCUGUCUUCAGGUUCUGAGUUCGGAGAGGGUUUCCAGAUUUCCUCCAGUCCUUAUAAGCACCAUUGUAAGGUGAUCUCAAACUCAGAAAAAAAGGGAUUUAAUUCUCAAUCAAAGUGAUUUCAGUAUAACCAGAGUGAAAAUCCAGGCCCAGGAUUCUAUAACGUCACUCAUCAGUCUCCAGGGAUCAACAGCACUUCAUUGUCAAAGAAAGGAACUGGAUACUUUCCGUCACUGGUUCCACGCACUGCACGCAAGAAAAUCUCCAGCUAUCCAGCUGCGAAUGCCUACAACAGCCUAUCAUAUUUUCAGUCCAGACGAGACUUUAGCGUGGGAAACUCUAGGGUGUUUCAACAACCUGUUUCUAGGAAGACUGAGAAAAUCCCUACUCCAGCCCCCAAUCAAUACCAUGUAAGGAGAUUUGGAAGGGAAGACAAGGCAGGCAGCAGGGCACAGCUAACAUGUAAUGCUGGUGAAGUCAUGUUUGAUGUUCCAGGUGAUGCUAUGAAGUUCCAGAAAACACAGGAACUAGCUGUAACCGAGCUAGUUUGGGUACAGCUCUCAAGUUGCAUCAUUAGAAUCAUUCAUGAUGGAGACAACUGGAUUUUAAAUACAUCUAUGGAUUUCUGCAAGCAAAGCAACAAUGUUUCUGCCCAUGCAGUCUUUGUGUCCCAAACCACAAGAGGAUUAAAUUUGGAAAAAAUUGGAAAAUGGCCUUCUCCAUGUCACUACAACAUCAGCGAUUCCCUCACCAAGGUGUCUCCCAAGGGUAUAACACCUUGCUUCAAGUCAAAGACCUCCCGCCUGACAAGGACAGACAGAAUUACCGCAGAGCACACAAUCUAUCAGCCACAUAAACCCACCAGGGAAGCAAAGAAAACUCCUUUCAAUCAGAAAUUCUGCUUGAUGCUCUGUGCUCCAGCAAUCCCACCUUGUAAAGAUCCACCUUUUCCUGGACCUGGGCAGUACAACCUCGUGGAUUACAGAGGAUCUCCAAAGCAAAACUGCUCAAGUGCUGUGUUUGUCUCAAACACAGAGCAAUGGAUGGGGAGUGGAUCACAGGAAGGGUUCCCUGGACCAGGUAAAAAUAAGAAUUAUUCUGAAGUACUUCUUACUGCUAGAGAUGUGAGACCCACAAAUGUGACUAAACAGCACUAUUGCCCAUUCAACAGGAAGGAAACAAAGCACAGAAAUUGGAGAGCCCACCUUCAAAGGCAUAUAGACACUUGAAGACACACCAUUUCUGAAAGGCACCUUACUCAGUAGUACGUGUCACGUAGGAUCUUUUGUAAAUUGAGACAGUAGGUUUAUGAUGAGCACCAAGCAGCUAAAUCCUUUUGAGAUCAGAGCAUAGUGUCCCCUGCUACCUUUCACUGGUCUAGUAUUGAAAAUCUGGGCUAAAUUGAUCUCUAUUGCACAACAGCAACAUGGCAGAAGCAGGACUAGAGUCCUAACUACCAGCGCUAUAACCAACUUGCUGUUCCAUAUUUUACAGUAUUAUUUUUUUAAAGGCAAGAUAGAAAAAUUCAUGUUUUCAAAGUAAAGGCCAUUAAAAUAUCUCCAGCUGUCAGUGCAUUUGACAAACAGGUUCUGUGAGUUACAGUGCGUGUGUAAAACUACCACAUAAUUCUGGCUGUUGGUGCAACAGACAUUUCACCUGCAAUACUCUUCUGUUCAGUUGGGAGAGAAGAGCACUUGGAACAAGAGAACAGGAAAGAAACAACAUCCUCUUAAGCUAGAGAAAGCCUCCAUGCCCCAGCUGGAGAGCAACAUUACGCAGCACCUCAGCACAGUGUCUUUGAUUUUAUAACCCUCUGGCUGUUCUGUCCUCGGCAGGAUUUGCCAGAAUUUUCCUGAUCUAAACUUGAGUAAAACAAGAAAAGAAACAUGCCCAGUAGCUUGUAAUCAGGAAACAUAUGGUGAAGGGUUAGGAGGGACACACCGCCAUUGAGGAAUGGGUUAAACACACCAGGCUGACUUCCAGCAACAUGCAUGGGUACAAUUGCCACCAGUCUGUCCGGCCAGGACCAAUGGGCCCUGCCUCACCCCUGCCAGCAGUGCUUGCAGUGGGAGUUGUUCCUCAAUGGCAAAGGGACGGCUUGCACGAGGAAGCACGCCCGAAUUUUGACCCUCUGACAUUAGCGCUGAUAAGGGAGGCAGAUACAGGGACAAAUCCUGCUGCAGUCUCCUUCUGCAGAGUAGAUCUUUCAUACACAGGUAGGGAGCUAGUCACGGGGCGAAGGUAGAGCUCAGCUCAGCCUGGGUGGAACGUAUCCCGUUGGCUGAUACGUUUCUAGGCAUGAGUAACAUUAUUUUUUUCAGUUAAGACUCAUACUUCUUGCCCUGUUUAUGUCUUCUAACAUUCUAAAGUUCUUCUAGGUGGUUACCAAAGGUCUGGAAAAGCAGUCAAUAGCAAUACUGCUGUUAUUUCUAACAUAUGAACUUUCCCAGAUACAGAAUUCGUACCAGACACAGAGAGCAAGAGAACAUGCUUGUUGCAUUAGUCUCUCCAGCGCCCUUGAGGCAGCACAAACUGGGGUAAUGGGCUUUACUGGAGCUCCAUCCAGAUCAUAUCCCAGACUUGCAAGGUACUGUGUCAACAUGCCAGCUCCCUGAGAGCCAUUCUGCUGACUAAGCUAGGACAAGAUCCCCAGCCAGAGUAAAUUAGUCUGUCUCAAGUUAAAGGUACAGAGCUAGGCCAGUUUAUUUAUGCUGAAAAUCUGGCCCAAAAUUACUAAGGAUGGUUACCAAGUUAAUUAAAGAGGAAGGGAAUGGACUACAAAUACCUUCUGCAGAUGGUGAAGAAAUGCCAUCUGUCAUUUUCAUCAGUCCUUCAUGCCAAAUUGAUUAGAAACCUAUGCAAUACCAUGUUAGUGCAUGAAAAGGACAAAGAUACACCAUCAUCGCAUAACCAUGCAGUCUUCUUUCUGUUGUUAGAAAAAAAAGAAAACACACACAAAAAAACAACCAAACAAAAAAACCAACAACAACAAAAAACACACACAGAUCUCCUUUCUGGCCCAGUCUGAAAAGUGGGGAAGAAAAUUCCAUAGAAUCAAAACUUCAAAUCAUGGGAUUAGAGGUGACUUAAGCCCUUGCCCACAAGAACACGUGAUACGUACAGAAAUAUUCAGCACUAGACCACAAGUAAUAGAACUAGAGGAAGGUAAAAUACUUCAGAACUAAAUCAGCUGGUAGCUGAUAAAAAGCAACAACUUUA